AUGGAGAUUCCACCAGAACCUGAUCCAUCCAUCUCUCAAAAAUGCCCUUCAACCCAAACCCUUCUUCUCCCUGAAAUCUCACUCCCGAAAUGCCAUGCUUUCCUCUUCCCCCUCCUAACCCCACUUCUCCAAUCCUUCUGGGUAUUCCCUCAAUCGCAAAAAGACAUGGUCUUUGCUAAAAUCGCUUCAGUUGUCUCCACCAAAUUCGCAAAUUCAAACUCUUACCUUCCUCUCCCCAACAACCUCCGAGUCUCUUCCUCUCUCCAGGAUCUCUCAUCGUACCGCCACCUCGACUCCACGCAACCCCUUUACAAGCCCCCACCACUCUCCUCUUCCUCGCGCCACAAAUGCCUCAAACUCGCACUGUUCCUCGCCUCCUUCCUCCUCCUAAUCUACCUCUUCUUCUUCCUUCUUUACUCCUAUUGGAACCACGGUUCCGGCAAGUACUACGUUGUACUCGAUUGCGGUAGCACCGGCACGCGCGUUUAUGUCUACCACGCUUCCGUUCGGUUCCAAAGCCAAAGCAAUCUUCCAAUUGCUGUUAAAUCCUUGAGGGGUAGCGUGCACAAGAAGCCUAGUGGUCGUGCCUAUGAUCGAAUGGAAACCGAACCUGGAAUUGAUAAACUAGUGCACAACGUGUCUGGGUUGAACAAUGCGUUGAAGCCGUUGCUUAGGUGGGCCAAGAAGCAGAUUCCAGUUCAUGCUCAUAAGUCUACUUCGUUGUUUCUUUAUGCCACUGCUGGGGUGAGGAGGCUUCCGGUUAUUGAUUCUACUUGGCUGUUAGAUAAUGCUUGGUCUGUGCUUAAAAACUCUCCCUUUGUGUGUGAGAGGGAUUGGGUUAAGAUUAUCUCUGGCCCCGAGGAGGCUUAUUUUGGGUGGAUUGCUCUUAAUUAUGAUAAUGGCAUUUUGGGGGUUAGGCCUAGGAAGGCUACAUAUGGGGCACUUGACUUGGGUGGUUCUUCCUUGCAGGUCACGUUUGAGAGUGAUCAACAGAUGAAUAAUGAGACUAGUUUGUAUGUUAGGAUUGGAUCUGUUAGCCAUCAUCUCACUGCGUAUUCCCUCGCGAGGUACGGUCUUAAUGAGGCAUUUGGUAAGUCUGUGGAGUAUCUAUAUAGGAAAGAGAUUGGUUUGGGUAAUGUUGAAGUAAGUAGCAGUGAAAAUAUUGAGUUGAAACAUCCUUGCUUACAUGAUGGAUACAAGAAUGAAUACUUUUGUUCUCGUUGUUCGUCUAAUAACAAAAGUGGGGAUAGAGGGUUGGGGACUCCAUUAGUGCUUGUUGGUGCUCCUGAUUGGAAGGAGUGCAGUGCACUAGCGAAAAUUGCUGUGAAUUUGUCUGAAUGGUCUGAUCGUGGCACUGGCCUUGAUUGUGGAGCGCAGCCUUGUGCAUUGCCAGACAAUCUGCCUCGCCCCUAUGGACAUUUUUAUGUGAUUUCUGGAUUUUAUGUUGUGUAUAGGUUUUUCAACUUGACUUCUGAGGCUACGCUUGAUGAUGUGUUGGCAAAGGGUAAGGGUUUCUGUGGAAUGAUAUGGGAUGUUGCAAAGAGAAGUGUUGCUCCCCAACCCUUUAUAGAGCAGUAUUGCUUUAGGGCACCUUACAUUGCCUCUCUGCUGAGGGAGGGUUUGCACAUUAAUGAUAACCAGAUAACUGUUGGUUCUGGAAGUAUCACUUGGACACUUGGGGUUGCCUUGUUGGAAGCUGGAAAGGCAUUUUCCACUAGAUUUGGGCUUCAUGACUUGGAGCUUUUCCAGAUGAAGAUAAAUCCUCUUGCUCUUUUGCCCAUUUUGUUGCUUUCCUUUAUUCUACUUCUUUGUGCUUUGUCAUGUGUUUGCAAAUGGAUGCCAAGGUUUUUCCGGAGGCAAUAUCUUCCGAUUUCCAGGCAUAACAGUGGUUCUGGUGCUUCUGUUCUUAACAUACCAUCUCCUUUUCGGUUCCGUCAUUGGAGUCCAAUGAAAUCUGGGGAUGGAAGGUUAAAGAUGCCACUCAGCCCUAAAAUUGAAGGUUCACAUAAAAGUCCGUUUGGUCUAGGGCAUGGUCUUGAAGACAUCGGUGGUGGCAUCGAGCUUAUGGAGUCUUCAUCAUACACAUUAGCUAGUAACAUCUCACAUAGUUAUUCCUCAAACAGUUUAGGGCAGAUGCAGUUUGACAGUGGCAACAUGGGUGCUCUCUGGUCCCCCCACAGAAGUCAGAUGCAUCUGCAGAGUAGGCGAUCACAGUCUCGAGAGGACCUCAAUUCCUCAUUGGCUGAAGUUCAUCUGGUCAAGGUUUAG
Messenger RNA from Sphenostylis stenocarpa, 2268 nucleotides. NCBI's taxonomy places the organism in Eukaryota, Viridiplantae, Streptophyta, Magnoliopsida, Fabales, Fabaceae. The record is from the annotation of a GenBank genome assembly.